GGUGUCAAGAUCUCUCUCACUGUUUACAAGUACGUGAGUUAUAUGAAGCACAGAUCAAUGAAAGUUGAAGUAUAACUGCCUGUUCAUUGAUUGCCAAACUUUAAGAGAGGACAGUUUUCUUUCCGUUUGACCAUUUGUGGCUUUCUCUCAAUUUAGGAGUAGUAGAUUUCCAGACUGGCUGGUAGGACAUGGAUUUAAGAUUAAUUGCACUCAUUUUGCUCUGUUCCUGCCAUCAAGGCUGGAUGGAGGUUGGCAUUUCAGAGGAUGAAAAGGAUUCUGUAAUUCCUCUUACACCUUUGAUACCUAGCAUUUCCAGAACAGAUCUAGUAAGCUCCAACGUGUCCCAUGCAGAAGAACUACCUCCGGAUGGCUUAGCUACAUCUGUCACCACAGUUGACAAUGCUGAGAACUCCUCAGAGGAAGAAAUGGAUGAGUUGUGUGGUCCUUUAAAUUCUAACGAACUUCGUCGGGCCAUUGGGAGCGGGAUUAUGAAGUUUGGUCUAGAGCUUUUGGAGAACCUGAAGGCAAAUUCGAAACAAUCAAAUAUUAUUAUCUCCCCGCUCAGCGUGUCCUUAGCUCUCUCUCAGUUGGCUCUGGGAGCAAGAAAUGAAACAGAAGACCUCCUCCUACAGCGCCUACAUGCUGAUACAGUGCCAUGCUACCACAAAGCACUAAAAAGUCUUCUCCACAAUGUCCGUAGAAAUGCCUUGCAAAUCGCCAGCCGCAUCUAUCUUGCUGAUGGAUUUAAGCCAAACCAGGAGUUUAUGGAUGAGUCUCUCAAAAUAUAUGAUUCAAAGCCUGCAGCCUUGACUGAUUUGGAGGAGAUCAAUGAGUGGGUAGAGAAAUCCACAAAUGGUCAUGUCACAGACUUCCUAUCUAGUCUCCCAGCUGACCUUGUCAUGAUGCUUGUCAAUGCUGUGCAUUAUAAAGGAGAGUGGCUUCGACGCUUUGACCCUCAUUUUACUUCCAAUGAGCCUUUUUAUAUUGAUGACAAACAAACAGUCAAUGUUGACAUGAUGCUUGGACCAAAAUACCCACUCAGUCUUUUUAACCAUAAUGAACUUGAUGCACAGAUUGCUCGUUUCCCAUUCAAAGGGAAUAUGAGUCUUAUAAUUGUAAUGCCCAUAAUAGGAUCAGUUGACGUGUCAGCUAUCUCAGCCAAACUCAAUAUCUCACAUCUAUAUAAUCACUUCCCACGAGAGAGGAGUAUGCUCGUUAAACUGCCCAAAUUCAAAUUGGAUUUUACUCAGGAGCUUGAGGAGGCUCUGACAAACAUGGGUCUAGGGGAGCUGUUCUCAAGUCCUAAUCUGGGUGGUAUCUCAGAGGGACCCCUGCUGGUCUCUAGUGUACAGCACAAGUCCAGCAUUGAAAUCAAUGAGGAGGGUGCAGAGGCUGCAGCUGCAACAAGUGUAGCAAUAAGUCGUUCAAAUCCCUCUUUUACAGUAAACCAGCCUUUUUUCUUGGCCCUUAUAGAUGACUCCACUCAAACACCACUUUUUCUGGGGGUUAUUUCAAACCCUAACCCUAGUGGAAGUCCUGUAACAUUUGGUCCAAGCCUUCCAGAUAAAGGAGAGUUUCCUAAUACAAAGAAUUUUGAUAAGCCACCCAAAUAAAUGUGGUUAUAUAUGUCUUUAGCACUGGCCUGCCUCGAAAACAUCAAUUCAAGCCUUGCAGCAAAUAUAAGCUAGGUUAGAAUAUGGUUAACGGACAUGUUUCAAAUAUGACAGUGACAUAUUUUGAAAUUUUUAAACGUCUCUUUUUACCCUAUAUAUAAAUGGCCUUAAGCUCACUGUCAAGCUUAAAAUAGGUGUGUUUACAUGGACCCUAAUAUUCCACUAAUGAUGGGAAUAAAAGCAACCAGAAUAAAAACAUCAUGCAAACACCUCCGGCCAAUCUGAAUGAAUUUUUAGUUGGAAAUGGGAUGUAAACCUUUGAUAUGAUAAUUUUCCGCUUGUCUGUAUAAAUAUAUUCUUUCUAUGCAUAUUUGCCUCAUGUGGGGUUAUCGUUAGGUGAUGUGACGAGUUUCUGGAAGGGAACUUUUGCUUCCUUUCCUGAUCAGUAAACUCUUCUUUUCCACCUGUCCUUAUUUUUAAUCACUGGCUCUAUGGCUGAGGAAAGAGGAUUGGCUCACAAUUUCAUUUGGAGUAAAGAAUCUAACUAAUCACAGAUACAAAAAAAUACUUUUACCUUUACAAAACGCAGAAAAUGGGAUUUAUCAAAAAAGAUCGGAAGCCUAAUCUAACCUCAGAGCUGGAGAAAAAUAUCUUCUCUUUUGUGUUAGAUUUUCAAUAGAGUUAACACUUCACAGAGCAUUUUUGAUUUUUUUUUUAUUAUAUUCUUUGAGCAUGUAAACUUCCAUUUAAACAGAUCAGCAUCCAUGUAAACAGUUAAGUUUGAAUCUCUAAUAAGAUUAAAGAAAUAUUGUCCAUGUAAAUGCAACUGUUGGCAGCAAUUAGCUUUGUUUUACUGCUGUUGUGAAAGCAUGUGUUUAAUGAUAAAAUAAAUGUAUUUUUAAAAAUGAA
Messenger RNA from Clarias gariepinus (North African catfish), 2522 nucleotides. It is a transcript of the gene serpinf2b, whose product is annotated as serpin peptidase inhibitor, clade F (alpha-2 antiplasmin, pigment epithelium derived factor), member 2b. Lineage: Eukaryota; Metazoa; Chordata; Actinopteri; Siluriformes; Clariidae. The record is from RefSeq and is a predicted model, not a curated record. The transcript has 9 exons. Gene Ontology annotation, biological process: negative regulation of endopeptidase activity. Bases 189 to 1613 code for a protein of 474 amino acids. Gene Ontology annotation, molecular function: serine-type endopeptidase inhibitor activity.